CGGGCCGUCAGGGGCGGGGCGCUUGGAUCCAAACCCUAGGAUCUGCUGGCCGGAGGCGGGCGGGCAACGCCAGGGAAGAAGGAGGUUGUCCGGUUCCCGAUCACACGCCGAGCGUUUCGUAGGCGUCGGACCCCACGCCACAGCAGCUGAGCACCGCGCCCCGGCGGGAACCCGGCCUCCGCGGGACCUGCGCGGACCGGAGCUACGAGUUCGUCCGCAGGGAGGAGGUUGGCGGCCGAGGGUGCCGCUUUCCCUGAUUCCUGUCCCCGGUGGUCCUGGGUCGAGCGCUGCUCACUUCCGACCCUGAGAAGUGAUUAAAAUGGCUUCCAGAGGAAAGACAGAGACAAGCAAAUUAAAGCAGAAUUUAGAAGAACAGUUGGAUAGACUGAUGCAGCAAUUACAAGAUCUGGAGGAAUGCAGAGAGGAGCUUGACACCGACGAAUAUGAAGAAACUAAAAGGGAAACACUGGAGCAGCUGCGUGAAUUCAGUGACUCCCUAAAGAAGAUUAUGUCGGGAAAUAUGACCUUGGUCGAUGAGCUCAGCGGCAUGCAGCUGGCUAUUCAGGCGGCUAUCAGUCAGGCCUUUAAAACACCGGAAGUUAUCAGAUUGUUUGCAAAGAAACAACCAGGUCAACUUCGGACAAGGUUAGCAGAGAUGGACAGAGAUCUGAUGGUGGGGAAGCUGGAAAGAGACCUGUACACGCAGCAGAAAGUGGAGAUUCUCACCGCUCUCAGGAAGCUCGGAGAAAAGCUGACCGACGAUGACGAGGCCUUCCUGACAGCCAAUGCAGGUGCUGCGCUCAGCCAGUUUGAGAAAGUCUCCACAGACCUAGGCUCUGGAGAUAAAGUCCUUGCUCUGGCAGGUUUUGAGGUUGAAAAAGCCAAGAAAUGACAUUGCGGCGGCUUGGCGCCACCAGCCCCAUCGUAGCUGCACAUGGUGCUUUCAUCCUGAGGACUUGGAGAUUCUCACAAUGCCCAAGAGCAGGUGACGCGGAAACAGUGUGGCUUCUGUUAGGUCCUUCAUCCUAGAAGGUCCUUGUCCUUCUCUGUAUGGGGCUACCUUCAAUGACCCUGGGCUUGUUGACACACAGGACCUGCUGGACUCUUUCUGAUGGUUCCAUCUAUUACGACGCCUUGUGUUUAGUGCUGAUAGUGAAAGCUGUGAGCUAGUGAUUGUCUUGAUUCUCGUCUGCACGCCUUGAGGAGACUGGUACGGUGAUGUCACUAGCCCUCCUGUGUCUGUAGACUUUUAGAAACCUUUUCAUUUUCCCACAAGGAAACCAAGACACAGAAGGAGCAUGUGAUCUGUCUAAAGUCACAUUAGGGACAGAGCUAUGGCUCUGACUCAGGUGUCUUGACCCCUGGUUUUAUUUUUUUAUUCUAUACUGUUUCAGUUUUUUUGUUUUUGUUUUUUUGUUUUAAUAAUUAACUUGUAUUUGUGCAAGUUGGCGUCUAUGAAAAUUCCGUGUCCUAACCCAGAGUUGAGUGGACACUGAGGGGCUGUUCCCAGCCUGUGAUGGGCAGCAUGAAUGGGGCCCAUUGUAUCUCUGAAUUUCUAACAAGCAACAAUGGGAGGCCCUGUUGAGAGCCUCCUGAAGUAACUUAACCUCCUGCCUUGUCUCGGUGGGGAAGCAAUAGGAAACGGCAGCCGCAGGCUCUCUGAGUGUGACCUCUUGCCAACUCUGAGGGUGGUAACAGUAAGUUACUGUAAACUGUGCAGUUUGGGGGAAACACAAACCUAGUUUCUCCCUGAGAGCGGUGACUCUGCACGGGCAGCUGCACAGCCAUGUCCUUACAUGUACUUCCCAGGAGCCCUUUCUGUGUUUCUCACUGGUUUUUUGUUUUUGUUUUGGUUUGUUUUUUUGCACUUUCUACAAAUUAAAAACAUUUUUACUGCUUCUUAUAAGCUUAACUCCACUAGGUGCUGUGCUACCUGGACAAACUAGGGAACCUCAGCUAUGUAGAUGCCUUAUUUGGAACUUGUAAUGUCUUUGGGAUUAUUUUGAAAGGGGUGGGUCUCUGGGCCAACCAAAUGGCCCAGUAGGUACAGGUGCCUCCUGCCAAGCCUAGUAGCCCAAGUUUAAUCUCCAGAUCCACCUGGUAAAGGAAGAGAGCUGACUUUUACAAGUUCUUCUGACCUCCACAUAUGUGCCAUGUCCCAUAUGUGUGCACGCAUACACACACGUACCCACAUACACACUCAAUAAGUAAAAGAAAAAUUGUAAAGGGUUCUCUCUGGGUUGGAGUCCUAGGCUCAGACUCUUCUCUGGCCUCAGCCUCCCAAGAAGCCGUUUCUGUGGAUGAGUGCCACUGUGCCUCACCAACAGGCUGUCUCCGUUUGCUGUCUACUGACAUCAGUCACUGAAGGGCAGCACACCCAGAAAGGCUGAGCACCCGUUGUGACCUACGGUUUGUGUGUAGGGCACCACCGUUUUGUAGCAAUGAAGCUCAUGUUAACACGGAGGUCACUGUGUCAAGACGUAGACUCAGUAGCAGUACGUCCACAGUGCUGUGCAGUUCCCAGCCUAGUGCCAAGUCAUCCUUUUAUUCCAUCACCCCCCGCAGGAGAACCUUGUAAGCAAUCACUCCAAAAUGCCUUCCUCCCAGCCUUCCAGCAUCCGCUGGUCUGCUCUCCUGUCCCCUGACCUUAUCUCUCUGGAUAGUUCACAUGAAUGGAUGUGUGAUUAUGCACUUUGUGGCUUUGGUAUGUAUCUGGCUUCUUCACUUCAUACAAUAUUUUAUUGCUAACCCACAGUGUAACACACUUCAAUACUUCAUUUCUUUUUAAUGGCAGAAUAACACUUCUCUGUAUAAAUACUGCAUUUUGUUUAGCGUGUGUCUGAUGAGCAUCUGUGUUCUUUUUUUUUUUUUUUUUUUUU
This is a messenger RNA of Microtus oregoni (creeping vole), 2879 nucleotides long. RefSeq names its product protein LZIC. Gene Ontology annotation, molecular function: beta-catenin binding. The transcript is spliced from 7 exons. Lineage: Eukaryota; Metazoa; Chordata; Mammalia; Rodentia; Cricetidae. Gene Ontology annotation, biological process: negative regulation of Wnt signaling pathway. The record is from RefSeq and is a predicted model, not a curated record. Bases 320 to 892 code for a protein of 190 amino acids. Gene Ontology annotation, cellular component: beta-catenin destruction complex; cytosol; nucleus.